This is a messenger RNA of Uloborus diversus, 2925 nucleotides long. It is a transcript of the gene SPR, whose product is annotated as sex peptide receptor-like. Gene Ontology annotation, biological process: G protein-coupled receptor signaling pathway. Lineage: Eukaryota; Metazoa; Arthropoda; Arachnida; Araneae; Uloboridae. The transcript has 3 exons. Gene Ontology annotation, molecular function: G protein-coupled peptide receptor activity. Bases 269 to 1483 code for a protein of 404 amino acids. The record is from RefSeq and is a predicted model, not a curated record. Gene Ontology annotation, cellular component: membrane.
CACUUGUUGAAUCAUCAGACAUUUCAAGACAUACUGCUAAUGAAAACUUUUCGCAUUCUAUUGCUAAAAAAUGGAAGGAACUGCAUUGACAAUAUAAGGAACUUCUAAAAUAGAAAGUGAGAAGAUAGAGAAAUGAGUUCAGAAAAUGAGAUGAUAUACUAUCCUGAAAAAAUGAAAAUUUUUGCAGUGAUGAUGACUUUUUGAGAAAUAUUUGGUGAUUCAAGAAUACAAAAAUCUACACUGCUUAAAAAGAAAAGUGUCCGACGGUAUGUCCAGCAUGGAGUGGUCUGAUCUAACCACCACGUUCCCUGAUGACGACGACACAGAUUUUAACCACAGCACCACAGAUUUCAAUUUUACGGAUGAUUACUACAUACCAUAUGCAGAGAACAUACCAGUUUUGAUGAACGUCACAAGAGAUGUUCCCCUAAAGUAUGCCAUGCCACUCUUCGGGUACAUUAUGCCGUUUCUUUUAAUCAUCACUGUGAUUGCUAACACUCUGAUAGUAGUCGUACUUUCUCAAAGACACAUGAGAACACCAACUAACCUGGUGUUACUGGCUAUGGCCAUAUCAGACAUGCUCACAUUAUUUUUUCCAGCACCUUGGUACUUUUAUAUGUACACACUAAACAACCAUGCAAACAUUUUAUUCCCACCAACUGCUUGCUAUGCCUACCACACCAUGAUAGAAGCAGUACCGGCAUUUUUUCACACUGCAUCCAUCUGGCUCACUCUCUUGUUGGCCGUACAGAGAUAUGUCUACGUUUGCCAUCCUACCAUUGCCCGCACAUGGUGCACAGUUCCGAAAGUCUUAAGAGCCAUGGCAUGGGUCUACGUCUUUGCAAUGAUCCACCAAUCCACCAGGUUCUUCGACCGAGUUUUCGAAGCAGUGCGAUUUCGGUGGAGAGGUGGCAUCCAUGAAGGCUGCGUCUUCAUUUCUGCUGACUGGGUACGCUAUUACAUCACUGAAAACAUCUACUACACGGUGUAUUACGGAUUCAGGAUACUGUUCGUCCACAUCGGGCCUUGUCUGGCUUUAGUCAUCUUCAAUGUUCUUUUGUGCUGGGCGAUGCGUAAAGCUCAGCUCAAACGCAAAAAGUUGUUAAAUGAAAACCGCAAAAGCGAAUGCAAGAAGCUCAGAGACAGCAAUUGCACUACUUUUAUGCUGAUAGCGGUCGUCACGGUAUUCCUAGCUGUAGAAAUACCGCUUGCAGUUACCACACUUCUGCACAUUAUGCAGAACGCACUCGAUCUUAAUAUCGCCGACUAUGAUGACCUCAACUCUACCAUUCUGUUUACCAAUUUUUUUAUAAUCGUGAGUUACCCCGUGAAUUUUGCCAUCUAUUGUGGCAUGAGUCGACAGUUUCGCGAAACCUUCAAAGACGUUUUUCUCAAAGGUAAAGUUGUUAGCGGAAGAGAGGGGUCUUCCAGAUAUUCUUUAGUCAAUGGACCUCGUACUUCAACCAAUGAAACCAUUUUGUAAAGUCAUCCUAAAUCGGCAAAGUAUCUGGAACUUUUUUCACAAAUACAGUGUACUACAUAGUAAAACAGUGAUUGCUCGAAAACAGUCCCAAAAAAUUGAGGAAAGAUCGACUCGAAAUAUAUGAGCCUACUUCAAAAUUACACGUACCCUACUUUCUUGGAAUGUUCUUCUAUAAACAGAACUAAUACCAUGUGCAGGAAUGCACUGAACAAUGUAAAGAACGACCAAGUUUCGAGUGCAAAAAUAGAGGAAUAUUAAUGAAAAUGUGGUUUUUUUCUCCUAUGUUUCGCGCAAUGUUUUAAUUAGGGAGCAAAAAAUGUGGAACCUUUGCUGAUUUCUUGCCCUAUUAAUUCAUAGCCUGUUACAUUUGUAUGAAUUUUCAAACUGAUUAAGUAUGUACGUUGCAUGUGAGAAUUUAUUUUUAUUUACGGUCAAAGAUUUCUGCAGUUCGUAUGCCUGAAUAUUGAUUAGUGAAGGCGUAUUGGAUAAAAUCAUUUUUAAAAGACCGUUUUAGAAAAAAUUCUGCAACUGUCGUUAAAUGCGCAAUGUGGAAUUUUAUUUGAAAGAUAAAAUUGGCAAUUACUGUUAAUUUAUUAAUUUACUUUCAUUUAUUUCUGUAUUAUGAAACAUGGAGCUUCUGUUACUUCACGCUGGAUUAUUUAAAACUUAUAUAUUAUUGUUGGAUAACAAAAAUAAAAGCAUCUAUCGUCUUUAAAGACUUUAUAAUUACUUAACUUUUAACUUACGUCAUGAGGAGCUUCAAUCACGAGUACAAAACUGUACAGGAAUGAAAUUGAGGUAUCACAAUGAACAACAGUAAAUGAAACUCAAUCGAAAGGCUCGUUCCACAGCCAGAUUAACUGCUUAUGCUCAAAGCCGACUUUUUAAUUUUAGUUCCCUGAUUUAAAAUAUUAGGAUGUGUGUAAAAAAAAAACAAGGUUAUUUAUGUCUUAUCAUAUGUUGUGUUUGUUACACUGUUUUCAUAACUUUCAGUCGUAUUUUAAAGCACUAAAUGCUAAACCGAAGUUGUCGAACAUGUUAACGGUUCAAAUACUUGCACUGAAUGUAUAUGUGUCCUUUAUUCUAUUAAUUGUUUAUUGUGAAAUGUCAGUGGACGUAAAAACAUUAAGUUAAAUAUCAAACUUGCAUUAGGAAGUUCAAUGUCUUCUUGCGCAUGUUUGCAAAUCAAGGUAAGAAAAAAACUUUGCUGUUAAGUUUGAUGUUUCUGAAUUCUCUCCUCGUCAGAACGUAACUAGGUUAUUCAACUAUUAUCGGGGGCUCUAGUGAAUGAAUCUGGAAACGUACUACGAGGAUUGAAAAAAAUAUUAUCAAUGAAAAUUGAACACAUCAUCUGUAUUUGUUGUAAACAGUAUUUGCUAUUCGUGAAAAGUGUGUGUUCAUGAUUUAACUCAUGAUGGUGCUUGUUGUAAAUCGAAAAUAAA